GGCAGGUCAUAGCUUAUUGAAAACAGGAGUCAGUGUGAUUCUAGACGUGAAAUAUCGUGAUCCUUAGCACUCAAUUAAUUUUAAGACAACUUAAAAUAUAUUCACUUUGGAGAAAAUGCCGUUCGAGCGAAUAUGGGACGCGUCGUGUCCAAGAGUCUGGUCAAAAUGGGAAACAAACGGCCAAGAAUGGGUGGUGCAGGAUCUCGAAGUUGGAGACUUUGAGAACGCUGUCAAUAUCCUGCUGGAAGAAAUGUGCUGCGAUGAAGUGUUAUGUUCAGUUAGCAAUUUACAGGAGGAUGCAGAGAGCAUGGCUGGGAUGAAGAAGUUCUGGGCAGCAUGUCUGGCCCAGAGGAUGUCGCUGGGGCUCUACACCUGGGUGAACGGUGUGAAGACGCUCGCAGCGCUCAACGUGUGCGUCGCAUCAACAGGAGAUGAUACCGUACCGGAAACUGAGAUAGAAGGUGCGGCUUGGAAAAACGUGUACAUGGCUCUGGACUACAUUGAGAAGAAGAAGGAUCCUCACGAGCACACAGGACUGGAAACUAUGCUGCAUGCUUUUGGUCUGCUGGUGAAGAGGCAGUUCCGCGGCUCCAAACUGGGAGAGAAAUUAUUGAGUGCUAGGGAGCCCUUGUGCAGAUUCCACGGAAUUAAGGGAACGACUACGGUGUUUACGGGACCAGCAUCUCAGAAGCUUGCCACUUUGGCCGGGUUCCAGGAAAUCUGUGAAGUAACUUUGAAAGAACUGGCUCAAAGUGGUCUGAAUUACCCGAGCGAUGAAAACAGAUCUAUCAAACUAAUGAUUAAAUUAUAUGAAUAGCAGCUUGACUAGUACGAUAUAUAAGUAAUUAUUAUGAAAGUUUCUCAAAAGAAAGUAUUUAUAUUUUAUAAUUAAAUCUAAUAAGUAUAUACAUAAAUCGUUAUUAGAAAAAUAAUAAUAGACUGCUUAUAAUAUAUUUUUCAUCUUUUUCGUUUGAUGUUUUUCAUCUAGGUAACAAUAGCCACGGACGAGUAAAAAACGGUGUGCGGUUACGGGGGAUACUAGUUGCACAAUUUUUUCUCCCUUAAAUAAUAAUAUAAUAUGGUCACAAAUACUUACAUAGUAUAGUUUUUACAAUUUUUCACGACAGCAUUUCUAAAAUAUUUCAUUGAGACGCCAACUGAUCUGUCACAGACGAUGACAAUCCUCAUAAUGGCUGCCUUUCGGCUUGUAGUAGUGUAAGUGUGUGCGUGGGGCUAUGUAUUUACACGUUAAUCGGCUUGUUUUGGUGCUACACUGUUAUGUAAGGUGACACGGAGUCCUUAUUUUUUUACUAGUCCGUGACUCAUCGUAAAAACAAGCAAAUAUAGGUAAGUAAAAUAAAUAUUUUUUUAAAUUUGUCUGUAAUGUCCUAGCUUUUAGGUAGGUACAUUCAUUUUAGCACAAUACAGUAGGUAUUUCUAGUGAUUUUACGGAACGAGGACAUUAUUUUGUCUCUAUUUUUGAAUAUUUCAAAUAGAUAAUAGAUAAUUUAAACAGAACGGCUUCAUAUUUUGUGUAGACGAAGACUAUUAGUGGUGAUUGACAGCUUCAUUAUCUACCUCCCGCAUUGAACAUGAAUCUAUUUACAUAUAAAUAAGUUGUUACUUUUGUAGCGAGGUUACGAGAUGAUCUACGUAAGGCAAGCUAUUAAAAUAUUUUUACUAUUUUAGUGAAGGUUUUAUCGACCAACAUGGAAUUUUAAUUAAUGUGUUGAAUUUAUUUUAAUAAUGUUAAAUAAACAAUUUGAAAAUUAA
Molecule: messenger RNA, 1773 nt
Organism: Leptidea sinapis
Lineage: Eukaryota; Metazoa; Arthropoda; Insecta; Lepidoptera; Pieridae
Exons: 5
Coding region: 116-817 (233 amino acids)
Source: RefSeq, a predicted model, not a curated record